This is a messenger RNA of Dermacentor silvarum, 3170 nucleotides long. RefSeq names its product cytoplasmic aconitate hydratase-like. Gene Ontology annotation, biological process: tricarboxylic acid cycle; citrate metabolic process. Gene Ontology annotation, cellular component: mitochondrion; cytosol. The transcript is spliced from 21 exons. The record is from RefSeq and is a predicted model, not a curated record. Lineage: Eukaryota; Metazoa; Arthropoda; Arachnida; Ixodida; Ixodidae. Bases 181 to 3030 code for a protein of 949 amino acids. Gene Ontology annotation, molecular function: aconitate hydratase activity; 4 iron, 4 sulfur cluster binding.
ACUGGUCACGCGAUGAAGUGGCGGAACUCUAGCAGAGGAAAGAUAAGCGACAGCACUUUCCUUCUUUCCAUUUAUCAGGGUUGGUGCGGUGGAUAGGAGGCGUUGGGUGGACUGGCUUGCUAGCUGUGUGAACUGUGGAGUUGUUUUGCCCAGCGCUACGUGAGCUUCGUGUCUGCGGUCAUGGCAAGGGUGAACCCGUACAGUGACUGCGUGAGAACUCUUGCUGUGGACGGCAAGGAAUACCGGUAUCACAGUCUUCCCGACCUAGGGGAUGCCCGUUACGGCCGUUUGCCAUUUGCGGUGCGCGUGCUGCUUGAGUCUGCAGUGCGGCACUGUGAUGGCUUCCAAGUCAAGAAGCGGGAUGUGGAGGCACUGCUGGACUGGCAGUCUCUGCAGGGCAAAGAUGUCGAGAUAGCCUUCAAGCCAGCACGGGUGCUUCUCCAGGAUUUUACGGGUGUUCCAGCCGUGGUGGACUUCGCCGCCAUGCGCGAUGCUGUUCAGCGGCUGGGAGGGGACCCCUGCAAGAUCAACCCGCUCUGUCCCUCGGACUUGGUGGUGGACCACUCCAUCCAAGUGGACUUCUCUCGCAUCCUCUUGUGCCAGGCGCCCAACCCGGGGGGAGGAGGAGGCCCGCGGCCCCGCCUGCAGCACACCGUCUGCCCUUUUCACGGCCGCCCGGCUGUCGGGUGCGUCUCUGGCUGCUGGGGGAGGGCCCCACAUAAGCUGACACGCAGGGCGGGCCCAUGUCUCCCUGCUUAUGGUGGGGCGGAUGCUCUCCAGAAGAACCAGGACCUGGAGUUUGAACGCAACAAGGAGCGCUUCCUCUUUCUCAAGUGGGGCUCCCAGGCACUGCAGAACAUGCGCAUUGUGCCACCCGGUUCGGGAAUUGUGCAUCAGGUGAACCUCGAGUUCCUGGGACGCGUUGUGUUCCACAGUGAUGGCUGGCUCUACCCAGACAGCCUUGUGGGAGCCGAUUCGCACACGACUAUGAUCAAUGGCCUUGGUGUACUUGGAUGGGGUGUGGGUGGCAUCGAGGCAGAGGCCGUGAUGCUGGGCCAGGCAACCAGCAUGCUGCUGCCUCCCGUGGUGGGCUACCGACUAAGCGGUCGGUUGCCAGGUGGGGCCACUUCAACAGACCUGGUGCUCACCAUCACCAAGCACCUGCGCCAGGUGGGCGUUGUAGGCAAGUUUGUCGAGUUCUUUGGACCGGGUGUGGCCCAGCUGUCCAUCGCUGACCGUGCCACCGUGUCCAAUAUGUGCCCGGAGUACGGGGCCACUGUCGGCUUCUUCCCCGUUGAUGCCAAGACCCUGGAGUACCUGCGACAAACAGGACGAGAUGAGCAGACACUGCGAUAUGCAGAGGCCUACCUGUUGGCCAACCAGAUGCUGCGAAAUUACUCGGAUGCUUCCCAGGACCCUGUUUACUCGCAGGUGGUUGAACUGGACCUGGCCACCGUGGUUCCCUCGCUUAGCGGACCCAAGAGGCCUCAGGAUCGGGUUGCCAUGGAGACCAUGCAGCAGGACUUCCAGCAGUGCCUUUCCACGAAGGUUGGCUUCAAGGGUUACGGCUUGAAGCCCGAGCAGAUGACCGCCAAGGCUGCGUUCACCCACGAAGGGCAGCAGCACACCCUGCAGCACGGCUCGGUCGUCAUAGCGGCCAUCACCAGCUGCACCAACACCAGCAACCCGUCGGUCAUGCUUGGCGCUGGACUUCUGGCCAAAAAGGCCGUGGAGCGGGGCCUGACUGUUGCACCGUACAUCAAGACCAGUCUAUCGCCAGGCAGUGGGGUGGUCACGUACUACCUGCAGGAGUCAGGUGUUGUCCCCUACCUGGAGAAGCUGGGUUUCAACGUGGUCGGCUACGGCUGCAUGACCUGCAUUGGCAACAGUGGGCCCCUGCCUGAAGCAGUGGUGGAGGCCAUUGAAAAGGGCGACCUGGUGGCAGUGGGCAUCCUUUCUGGAAACCGCAACUUCGAGGGCCGCGUGCACCCAAACACGCGAGCCAACUACCUGGCCUCCCCUCUCCUGGUGGUAGCGUAUGCCAUUGCGGGCACCGUUGACAUUGACCUCAACAAGGAGCCCCUUGGGCACAGUCCGGAUGGCAAGCCUGUUCACCUGAGGGACAUCUGGCCUUCACGGGAAGAGAUUCAGGCAGUGGAGAGUGAGCAUGUGCUGCCACGGAUGUUCAAGGAGGUGUACUCCAGGGUGGAGACUGGCAGCAAACACUGGCAGACCUUGGAUGCACCCAAGUCCUUCCUCUACCCAUGGGACUGCAAUUCGACAUACAUUAAGUGCCCACCGUUCUUCGAGACAAUGGAGCGUGAUCCACGGCCAACGCUGUCAAUAGAAGGGGCUUAUGUGCUGCUCAACUUGGGUGAUUCGGUCACCACCGACCACAUCUCACCAGCUGGCAGCAUUGCUCGCAACAGUCCGGCAGCUCGCUACUUGGCCGCCCGUGGACUGACUCCUCGAGAAUUCAAUUCAUACGGAGCUCGCCGAGGGAAUGAUGAUGUCAUGGCUCGUGGCACAUUUGCCAACAUUCGUUUGGUGAACAAGUUCUUGGACAAGCCUGGCCCGAGGACCAUUCAUCUGCCAUCUGGUGACGAGAUGGACAUCUUUGACGCAGCUGAGCGUUACAAGAAAGAGGGGGCCCCUCCACUCAUGGUGCUAGCAGGCAAAGAGUACGGCUCUGGCUCCUCUCGGGAUUGGGCAGCCAAGGGACCCUAUCUGCUGGGCAUCCGCAUGGUGCUGGCGGAGAGUUACGAGCGCAUCCACCGCAGCAACCUGGUGGGCAUGGGCAUUGUGCCCCUGCAGUACCUGCCAGGACAGAGCGCCCAGAGUCUGGGCCUGACGGGUCGCGAGCGCUUCACCCUUCACUUGGGCAAGGACCUGGUCCCGGGACAGAAGGUCACCUUGCAGCUGAGUGAUGGGCGCAGCGUGGAGGCCCUACUGCGCUUUGACACAGAGGUGGAGUUGGCCUACUUCCACCAUGGAGGCAUCCUGCCAUAUGUGCUGCGCCAGAUGCUCUGAGGGGGGGUCCACCACUUUGUGCCUGCACAGCCAGGGACCCCUUUGGUCUGGAAACCUGCCAAGAGACCUACGACCAACGAGUUCACCUCUGACUGACUGAACAAAGAUACACCUAAUAAAUACGAAGCGUAUAUUUUCAA